Molecule: messenger RNA, 20913 nt
Organism: Pelobates cultripes (western spadefoot toad)
Lineage: Eukaryota; Metazoa; Chordata; Amphibia; Anura; Pelobatidae
Source: the annotation of a GenBank genome assembly
ACAAGGUCCAUGAGAUAUGCUUAUAUGCAGACUAAGGAUGUAAUGUGCUUAUAUAGAGGGAACAGGGCUGUGGCAUGCUCUCAUAUACAGUCUAUUUAUGUCUUAUACAGAGAUGCCCCACAGACAGACCGUUAGGAGACGUCCUUUUAAAGUGGUUUAUUUCUAACGAGGAUUAGACCAAAGACAUUCCCAAACUGGAUUAUAAGAGCUGUGUCCAGCAUGUCACAAUAAGAAGCUCUGCUGUCUCUUUAAAUCCCUCCUCCCUAGGAUGCAAGCCCUCCUCUAGUCUGUGUGUCUCUCCCUCUUACUGUCACAGAUCAUCCCUGCUCUCUCUGUCUGCCCCUUCCCCUGCUCUCCUCUGUCAGCCUGGCAGCAUUCCUGAGCCCCUUCCCCUGCUCGCCUCUACCAUCCUGGCAGCAUCCCUGAGCCCCUUCCCCUGCUGUCCUCUUGGCAGCAUCCCUGAGCUGCCAGAACCAGGGUACCACUAGGCAUCCCUCAUUGUCUGCCUCUCCUUCUCUACAUCCCAAUUCCUUGCUCUCUGAAUCCUCUCCCAUUGCCCCCCUCGUCCCCCCACCCCUCUUUAUCCUUUCUCUGUCUCUCCAUCACUCCCCCCUCUCCUCUGUGCCUCCCCCCUCCCCCUCUCUUUCUGCCACAUCUCUCCUCCUGCCGCAAUGGUACAUGUUUUAGCGGCGGGCAGCCUUUUCUUCCCAGGUCUGUUUCUCCUUUCCAAGGCAGGACUGCGGAGGCUGCAGCUUUUCCGUGGCGAGGAAUCUAACACCAUCAUAGUGUCUGCCAGGUAGGUAUUGGCAAUGCCAGGCUGCCCUCUCUGCCAUCCCUGCAGGGCACAGGAUGAGCUGCUGCAAGGACAGGACAAUGGCAUGGAAUUAGAGGGAGGGGUGUCUGGAGGGCACGCUGGGGGCAGAGGGAUAAUGGAGAGUUUAAGGAUGGUGUGACAUUGUACAGAGGGCACAGGGUCAUUUAACGUUCAUAUCAGUGAAUAUACACAAAUUAUAGAAAUGUCUGUUCACCCACCCAGUUCAUAUUAGCCCAUUAACAUUGUGUGUGCAUGUAUGUCAUUGUACGCCUGUAUAUCUGUGUAUAUUAGCCUACUGCAUUAACAUUGUAUGUGUGCAUGCCAUUCACCAUCAGUGCACAUUGUGUGUAUGUAUGUCAUUGUAUGCCUGUAUACCUGUGUAUAUGCAUCAGUUCAUAUUAGCCCAUUAACAUUGUGUGUGUGCAUGUAUGUCAUUGUACGCCUGUAUAUCUGUGUAUAUUAGCCUACUGCAUUAACAUUGUAUGUGUGCAUGCCAUUCACCAUCAGUGCACAUUGUGUGUAUGUAUGUCAUUGUAUGCCUGUAUACCUGUGUAUAUGCAUCAGUUCAUAUUAGCCCAUUAACAUUGUGUGUGUGCAUGUAUGUCAUUGUACGCCUGUAUAUCUGUGUAUAUUAGCCUACUGCAUUAACAUUGUAUGUGUGCAUGCCAUUCACCAUCAGUGCACAUUGUGUGUAUGUAUGUCAUUGUAUGCCUGUAUACCUGUGUAUAUGCAUCAGUUCAUAUUAGCCCAUUAACAUUGUGUGUGUGCAUGUAUGUCAUUGUACGCCUGUUUAUCUGUGUAUAUUAGCCUACUGCAUUAACAUUGUAUGUGUGCAUGCCAUUCACCAUCAGUGCACAUUGUGUGUAUGUAUGUCAUUGUACGCCUGUAUACCUGUGUAUAUGCAUCAGCUGCACAUUAUUUGUCUGUAAUUCUAAAAUUGUCUUCGCUUCAAGGUUUGUCAUCCUUGUACACCUGAUAAUGGUGUCAGUGUAGGAAUGUAGGCCAGCCCAGAUAUAUCUCAGAUGGUAGUAUUGUAUCGGCAUAUGAAUAUAAGCUGGUCAAUGUGUCUUUGAUAAAUGUACCAGUGUAGGAAUCUCUAUGAGCAUUGUUAGCCAGUCCAUAUAAGUUUGAUAGUUGUAUCAGUGUAGGAAUAUAGACUAAUCCAUGUAUACAUGGUUAUUGUAUCAGUGUAACUAUAUGGGCUAGUCUUUCUAUUGUUGAUAAUAAAUGUAGGACAGUCCACGGAUCUUUGAUAAUUGCAUCAAUGUGGGAAUGUAGGCCAGUCCCUGCAUGUUUGACAAUUGUAUGAGCAUGGAAACGUAGGCCAGUCUCUAAAUGCUUGAUAAUUGUAUCAGUGCAGGAAUGUAGACUGGUCCAUGUAUGUUUCAUAAUUGAAUAAUUGUAAGAAUUGAGGUUCAUGCAUUUUCGGUAACUACAUCAGUGUAGGAAUGUAUGUUGAUCCAUAUAUGUUUGAUAACUGUAUCAACAUAUGAAAGUUGGCAUAUCUUUGUAUCUCUGAUAAUUGUAUCAGUGAAUAAUCUAAUCCAUUUUUGAAUGUGGAUGAUUUUUAAGUCAGAGAUAAUGGUAUCAGUGUAGAACUGAAGACAUGUUCUCAUGUUUCUGAUAACUGUAUCCAAUUAUGAAAUGUGGACCAGUGCAUUUAUAUCUCAUAUAUAUUCUCAUAUAAUUGUAUCAUUUAGGAAUGUAGGCCAGUCCAUGUAAUUCUCUUAUAAUUGUAGCAGGGUGCUAGUCCAUGUAUAUAUUAUAUAAUUAUAAUUAUUGGUUUAGGAAUGUAGGCCAUAUCAUUUUAUCAGUUAAGGAAUAUAGGUUAUAUAAUUUGUAUGAUUGUAUUAGUGAGAUCGAUAAUCAUAUCAAUGGGCUAGUCCAUGUAUAUCUCCAGUAAUUGUAUCAGUGAAGGAAUGUAUGCCAGUCUAUAUAUAGAUAUAUUUUAUAAUUAUAUGAAUGAAUGUCAUUUAUCUUGUCUCUGAAAGUAGAAGGAGUUUAGGAAUGCAGGCUACUUCCCAUGAUUGUGGUAACUGUAUGAGUGUAGGAAUAAAGGCCAGUUCUCAUGACAGUGGUUAUUGUAUAAAUGUAAGAAUGAAGGCCAUUUCUCGUGACUAUGAUACUUGUAUGAGUGUAAGAGUUGUCUGUGAUAAUUUGUUAUAAUUGUAUGAGUGUAAGAAUUGUCUGUGACAGCUGUUUGAGUGUAAGAAUGAAGGCCAGUUCUAAUGACUGUGGUCGUUUAUCAGUGUAUGAAUGCAGGUUGCUAUACAUGCUGAUGUUUGUAGUUUGUGUACAAGUCCAGUCACAGUAUACCCUGGUUUUGUCAUGACAUCAUUUAACCGAAGUUGAAAAAUAGCCAGAGAAAUGGAUUAUCCUGUAUGGAAGAGAAUCUCGGAGAAUGGACACAUACUCCUGUCUAAUUAUCUAUGCCAUGAUGCAAGGAAACUAGUAUGGUAGCCAAUUAAUCCCAUUAACCAGACACUCCAAGAGUUUACCCGGGGAAGUGUGCCUCUAGUGGAAUUUUACAGGCAUUACAUCUGGCUUGGAAUUGCCCACUGUAGGGAUGGCCCUAUGGCUUUUUCUCUAUGGUUUUCUUUAUCCUUAAUCUCCCUGAGUAUCAAGGAGGAAUCUAGACUUCUGUCCCACCAACUGGGAGUAUGGCUGAGAAACAGUAUAGACACCCAUAGCUCCCGUGUGUGAAUGUUCAGAGUAUGAGUGGAUGUGUAGUGUGAGUGGACAUGGAGUAUGUGUGGAUGUGUAGAGUGAGUGGACAUGGUGUAUGUGUGGUGUGAGUGGACAUUGAGUAUGAGUGGAUGUGUAGUGUGAGUGGACAUGGAGUAUGAGUGGAUGUGUAGUGUAGGUGGGCAUGGAGUAUGAGUAGAUUUGUAGUGUGAGUGGACAUGGAGUAUGAGUAGAUGUGUAGUGUGAGUGGACAUGGAGUAUGAGUGGAAGUGUAGUGUGAGUGGACAUGGAGUAUGAGUGGAUGUGUAGUGUGAGUGGACAUGGAGUAUGAGUGGAUGUGUAGUGUGGGUGGGCAUGGAGUAUGAGUGGAUGUGUAGUGUGAGUGGACAUGGAGUAUGAGUGGAUGUGCAGUGUGAGUGGGCAUGGAGUAUGAGUGGAUGUGUAGUGUGAGUGGGCAUGGAGUAUGAGUAGAUUUGUAGUAUGAGCGGAUGAGCGGGCAUGGAAUAUGAGUAGAUUUGUAGUGUGAGUGGGCAUGGAGUAUGAGUAGAUGUGUAGUGUGAGCGGGCAUGGAAUAUGAGUAGAUGUGUAGUGUGAGCGGACAUGGAGUAUGAGUGGAUGUGUAGUGUGAGCGGACAUGGAGUAUGAGUGGAUGUGUAGUGUGAGCGGACAUGGAGUAUGAGUAGAUGUGUAGUGUGAGCGGGCAUGGAGUAUGAGUGGAUGUGUAGUGUGAGUGGACAUGGAGUAUGAGUGGAUGUGUAGUGUGAGUGGACAUAGAGUAUGAGUAUAUGUGUAGUGUGAGUGGACAUGGAGUAUGAGUGGAUGUGUAGUGUGAGUGGACAUAGAGUAUGAGUGGAUGUGUAGUGUUAGUGGGCAUGGAGUAUGAGUAGAUGUGUAGUGUGAGUGGGCAUGGAGUAUGAGUGGAUGUGUAGUGUGAGUGGACAUGGAGUAUGAGUGGAUGUGUAGUGUGAGUGGACAUGGAGUAUGAAUGGAUGUGUAGUGUGGGUGGGCAUGGAGUAUGAGUGGAUGUGUAGUAUGAGUGGAUGUGUAGUGUGAGUGGACAUGGAGUAUGAGUGGAUGUGUAGUGUGGGUGGACAUGGAGUAUGAGUGGAUGUGUAGUGUGGGUGGGCAUGGAGUAUGAGUGGAUGUGUAGUGUGAGUGGGCAUGGAGUAUGAGUAGAUGUGUAGUGUGAGUGGACAUGGAGUAUGAGUGGAUGUGUAGUGUGAGUGGGCAUGGAGUAUGAGUGGAUGUGUAGUGUGGGUGGACAUGGAGUAUGAGUGGAUGUGUAGUGUGAGUGGACAUGGAGUAUGAGUGGAUGUGCAGUGUGGGUGGACAUGGAGUAUGAGUGGAUGUGUAGUGUGAGUGGACAUGGAGUAUGAGUGGAUGUCUAGUGUGAGUGGACAUGGAGUAUGAGUGGAUGUGUAGUGUGAGUGGGCAUGGAGUAUGAGUGGAUGUGUAGUGUGAGUGGACAUGGAGUAUGAGUGGAUGUGUAGUGUGAGUGGAAUAUGAGGAUCCUGGGUCUGGCAGAUAGCUAUAUAUAUAAACCUUAGUGUUCAGGUGUAAAAUAUUUCUUUAAAUGUGAAAAGCUGCACCUGUAACAGCAUUAGUUCAGGUAUUUCUGGUAAAUACUGUCAGGGAAUGAAUUAUUCUCUAUGUAGCACAGUUCACCCUCCGUCGUCAUAUUUCAUGUUUUAUGACCCAUUUUAGAAACACCUUAGAUUUCAAAUUAAAAAAAGAGCAGCCAAACAGGAGAAGAAAGGGAAAACAUUUAACAAAACAAAUUCUGUUCACCCGUACAAAUAUUUUGGGCGCAAUGAUGAAGGCGAAACUUGGAAUGUCACCCCGCAUGAGAGGAUUGUCUUUAAAUGGCGAGAGAAUCCAUUGUUUUUGAUAAACAGCUUAGUUUGACAAAAAUUGGGAAGACUGCACACACAGGGUCCUUGCACCAUAACCACUACAAUCAGUAGUAAUAAAACAAUAUGGAGUAUUUUAUAGUUCUUGGAAUGUCCCUUUAAAACGAUCUCCUGCUCUGUUAUUUGAACUUUAAUCACUCACAGAAGGCUCCUGCCGGCUCUUACAGAGCAGGAGAUAAUACAUUCUAAACUAAAGACUGUGAAAUAAAUAUUAGAUCUCUCUUUACAGGAAGUGUUUAGGAAGGCUAUGUAAGUCACAUGAUGGGAGGUGUGACUAGGGCUGUAUAAACAAAGUGAUUUAACUCCUAAAUGGCCGAGAAUUGAGCAGUGAGACUGCAGGGGCAUUAUUAUUGUUAUUGGAAUUUUUAUAGCACCCACAAAUUCUACAGCACUUUAUAAUAUUAUUAACGGAACUAUUCCAACAAAUAAGACAAACUAUUACAGAUUUUGACAUGAAUGAUCGUUUGAAGAGGACCUUGCUCAAAUGAGCUUACAAUCUAGAGGGGCGUGAUCUGUACCCCAAAAAUACUUAAUUAAGCGGAAGUUGUUUUGGUGCUUAGUGUGCCUUAAAGGACCACUAUAGGCACCCAGGCCACUUCAGUUUAAUAAAGUGGUCUGGGUGCCAGGUCCAUCUAGGAUUAACCCUUUCUGCUGUAAACAUAGCAGAGAAACUGCUAUGUUUACCUUAGGGUUAAUCCAGCCUCUAGUGUCUGUCUCAUUGACAGCUGCUAGAGGCACUUCCGUGCUUCUCACUGUGAAGAGGCUUGCGUCCAUAGGAAAGCAUUGUGAAUGGACUGGCUGAAUGCGCGCGUGGCUCUUGCCGCGCAUGCGCAUUCAGCCGAUGACGGGGAAAGGAGGCGGAGAGUCCACACCGCCGAGGCAGCCCGGCGCUGGAGAAAGGCAAGUGAUUUAACCCCUUCCUCACUCUAGAGCCUGGCGGGAGGGGGAUCCUAAGGGUAGAGGAGACCUAGAGACCCUAUAGUGCCAGGAAUACGAGUAUGUUUUCCUGGCAUUAUAGUGGUCCUUUAACAUUAAUUUAAACCACUGGACAUUUUUAUCUACUUGUCACUGACAGUCAAAAUCUCUUUCACAUGGGAGGAAUCAAGUCUGAAUAAUUUUGUGCUAAAUAAGUAAUAUAAAGUGAUAUUUUGUUCUGUUGAUGUAUUACUUUCAUAAACUGUUUUUACCGGUGGCUGGCUGUGGUUGAUUGUGGGACUGAGACUAUAUAUUACAUACCAUAUAAAAAGCUAUGGCUGUCACACAUUACAUAGUAUUGUGUGUUUACAAGACUGCCUGGAAUAAGGUGGGCACAUCCUGGGGCCAUACUAUAAGCACUGAUCUGCAAAAUUCUUACACAGACUGGACACCCAGAGCACGUCAUCUCACCGAGCAGGUCUGGGUGCAGUGGUCUUGUCAUUUUAACCCCCUCAUGUAAAACAAUGCAGUGUUUUAGAGACUGCAAUAUUUACAUGUACAAUAUUUAAAUCCACUGGUAGUGGCUGCCAUACUGACAGAGUAAAACUCCGUCACGUGACGUGGAGGCCUGUAGAAAUGACUGAAAACAAUGCUUUCUUAUGGGGACUAUGGGGAAGCUUGGAUGCGCACACGCCACUCACUGCGCAUGUGCGUCAGGUCCCCAAUGCUCCUCUAGGAUUUGCCCAUUAUGGAGGAAGCCAUGCCUCCUGGAUGGCCUCACGGAUUGUGAAGUGGUGAGUAGUAGCAAGGGAGCCUCGGCACUGGAAAAUUUUUAGUAAAUCUUUAAUUUUAUGAAUUAUACAUGCAAAUUGGAGGUAAGACCUGUAUAUGCCUAGAGACAGGGCCAUGAUAGGGUUAUAAAUACAGGUGUAUAGUCCUAACGCUAUAAUGUUCCUUUAAUAACGAGGCAAGUCAUGUAGCCCAUUGUAGGCUGUUAAAGUGGUAGCCCACACGGCCUUUACUGUUUACAGACUGGAUAAAGGUUUGAAGAUCAGAGCAGUGGAAUAACUCCUCUUUUCCCCCCUCUGCCCCUCUGAUACCCCCCAACCCCUCCUUUCUCCAUUCCCUUCUUUGAUUACAGAUUGGUGUCCUCCAUACAAGCUGUCUUGGCCUCCACAGCAGGAUACAUUGUAGCCACUUCUUGCAAGGAUGUCAUUGAGGAUCGGUAAGUGUGACUUGGUGGCACAUCCGGACUUUGAGUUUCAAGUUCAGGAGGCAGACAGCGGGUAAGACAGCUUGUCGCCUGCCUGAGUGUGAGUGAAACAUAAGGAGCCAUUAAACAUUUAUAUCAUCUGAUGUUCCUGGGAGGGAAGGUGUUGUAGCAAGGUGUGUGGAGUUUACUGGAGUAGCAGGGAGCAGCGAGAGUCACAACUGAAAGGCAUGUGGGUGAGUUUGUGUGCUGACUUGGCUGGCAAGUGGAUGACUCGUGUGUGUUCUCAAUACAGGGGUAUCAAUAUUAUGGGGUAUUUAAAUUCUGAUUAAUAACGCUUAUGCGGUAUUAGAAUUCGAGGUGCUUGAUGCUGUGGGGUAUUAGAAUUCUAGGUUCUUGAUGCUGUGGGGUAUUUAAAAGUACUGGAGCAUUCAAGUAUUAGAAUUCUGGAUUUUACCAGGAUUUGUAAUAUUUGAGUUACUGCCAGUACUACAUUUAACAAUAUUUGUUGUGAAAUCUGAAAAAUAAAUUAAAUGUAGGAAUCCACACCACUGUAUUUACCACCAUCCUGGGACUGGGCUCCUCCAUUUUAGUUUCUUGUUAUAAAUUAUUUUUUUAAUUGCACCUGUCAGUCAGCAUACAUGUACCCUGACUGUGUCAGAACUAGAGCUGAUCAUUUUUGUUCAGGUUCAUCUCAUUGGAAGGUCCUCUCGCAUGGACCUGUCUUUCUUCAGUCUAAUUCUAUCCAAUCCUUGCUCAUAGAUCACAAGAUCAAUCAACUAAUCUGUGUAGCAUAGUCAAAUAAUAGGUCCCAACCUUCUAAGCUAAAGAAUGUCCUACUAAUGACAGUUCAUUAAGGGAAGUGUCCAAAGGUAACCACACACCAUGAUAUCCUAACAGAUCCUUCCUCUGGAACAGGAGCCAACUAGCUCAUUCUUUACCUGUAUCUGCCCAAACUCAGGUAGGGUAGAGAUCUGCUUGCAAACAUGGCAUUGUAGCUAUGGCAUCUUCUUGGAGUCUACCUUUUGCUGAUCCAAUUUAAACAUUCUUCUAAAGAUCUAAAACCAUGGGGAUGAAAUGCCUCCUGCUUCCAAAUGACCUAUUUUUAUUAUAAUAAAUGCCUUACAUGUUCCAUGUAAGCAAGCUGGGGGUGUAAGAGACAUUGUUGGCCAAGCAAUGAAUCACAUUAAGUGUCUCGUCAAUUCAUUUUGUUUCACAUUAAGAAGCCAUUUAUCUGGUGCUGCCAACGUUGAUUCCUUCACUCAUUACGGAUGUCUUCAUUACUGUAACUUUAUCCCAUUCCACAUGUAGCCAUAAUGAUUACCCAUGGUUAAUUAGCUAAUUCUCAAUCCCCUCCAGCUACCCACAAUGCAAAUACCUCAUCAACCCAAUCUAAAAGUCUACAAAAUAUUCUGCACUCCCUUACCGGACCCCCAGCUCCAAUCAGGUCACUCAAACACAUUAAUUAUGGCUUCAGCAAUAUUUGUAAACUGCAGGUGCUGUAAUUAGGCCCUUAAUACCUGAGCAAUACUGUGCUGACUUGGCACUGAUUCUAUACCUACUUCUGUGCCAAGUUUAGCCACCAUCAGAUGACUUGUACUGAGAACAUCUUGUGCCCGAGUUCUUUAUGUCAUUCUCUAAAUUGAUUUAUAGUGCCAGUGCUGGGAUGCCCAAAAUGUUCUCAUCAACCUGAUGCUGAGCAUAAACGUCUCAGAAAAUCCAAAGUGUUUCUACCUGCUUCUCUCUAAAACCCAGCGCUUGUUCCCAGCAGAAUUACAAACUUCCUGCUGCCGUGACAGCAUUUCUCUGGGGCCUUCCCUAAUUCUAUUAACCUGCCACGUAAUUCCCAGAGUGGGACACAAACAGUUCCCCAUGAUCCUCUAUUCUGUGUGUAUCGUGAAUCUGGAGCUGCCAAGACAUUGGUGACUACAAUUCCCAGCAUAUCUGUGACAAUGCCAUAAUACCACCACGGUGGUACCGCUAACAUCGGCACGCUGAAUGUAUCAGAGGCAUUGCCAUGGCCUCUGAUACAUAUGAAUAUAUGAAAAGGGCAUGUUUUUGUCACGGUUAAUAUAUAUUUUGCAAACGUUGCAGCUAACAAACACUAAUCAGAACAGAUUUAUUAUUUUAAUCUGAGAUUAGAAAUACCAUAUUAGGUCCAUGAUUUUUAUUUUUUAUUUCCCUCUCAGAUAUAAUUUCACCUGUGGCAUUUCUCAGAUUCUUUGUCAGAGACAUUUUCCCACCAUUCUGUGUCACUUUUUCAGGCAGCAGAUUUCACGUUUUGUUUACUCCAUGGUAGGAAGAUCAGCUCAAUCCCCCGUGUACAGCGAUUCCUGAUAUACAGAGUAACGAUUCUGAAAUUCCCUUUCAUUUACAGACUCAGAUACAGAUUUAUAUACAACCACCACAACCAUCACAAAUAGUGUGGCGCUACUUUAAAAAAAAAAAACAUACACAUGCAAGUGCAGUUUAUAAAAUACUUCUAAAUCCAGUAGGAAAAAUGUGUUUCCCAAAACGAUUUAAGCGGUAUGCAAAUAGCAUUAUACAUUCACAAUUUUAUUGUACAAAAAGUAUUAAAAACCUUACGUCAACAGUUGUACGUAUUAAAGGAUCACUAUAGGGUCAGGAACACAAACAUGUAUUCCUGACCCUAUAGUGUUAAAACCACCAUCUAGCCCCCCUGGGCCCCUCAUGCCUCCAUAAAUAUAGCAAAAUCUUACUGUAUUCAAGCCAGAAGCUGUAGCUCUGCAUGCUGUUUGCCUCAUAAAAACAAGCAGUCUGCUGACAUCGUCAGAAGUGGUAGCCUGAUCCAAUCACAAUGCUUCCUCAUAGGAUUGGCUGAGACUGACAAGGAGGCAGAUUGGGGCAGAACCAGCAUGAUUCAAACACAGCCCUGGCCAAUCAGCAUCUGCUCAUAGAGAUGAAUUGAAUCAAUGAAUCUCUAUGAGGAAAGUUCAGUGUCUGCAUGCAGAGGGAGGAGAUACUGAAUGAUUGGAUGCAUUUUAGGCAGCCAUGACCCAGGAAGGAUCUCUUAACAGCCAUCUAAGGAGUGGCCAGUGAAGUUAUCACUAGGCUGCAAUGUAAACACUGCAUUUUCUCUGAAAAGACUGUGUUUACAGCAAAAAGCUUGAAGGUAAUGCUUCUACUCACCAGAACAAAUUCAAUAAGCUGUAGUUGUUCUGGUGACUAUAGUGUCCCUUUAAGCCUAUAAAUCUCACUUAAAAGGCUGCAUACAACAGUAGAUGUUGGCCAUGUGCAGGACUUAGCUCAUUGACUGAGAGCAUCACCUGAUUCCUUACAAUGGGGAGCUCUAGGGCAAUCCUCGCACCAUAACCACAACAAUCCCUGCGCAGCCAGCACUGGCUUUUACCAAUUUUAUGCUUCUCAUAGAGCAGGAUUAGACAUGUAAGGUGUCAUGAAAAUUGAAAAUUGAAGAUCUGAAAGAGAAGGUGCCCCUAGUGGCUAAUUUAAGGUUUAGGGAAAAUGUACACAUUGCCAUUGCAUUGAAACAGCAAUGUUUUACAUUAUCAAAUAAAGGGACUGAAUAUACGCACCAAAACAACUUCAGAAACAUGAAGCGGUCUUGGUGCACAGAGUGUCCCUCUAACAUAUUAUGCCAAUAUAAUCCGUAGCACUUCACAGUUAUAUUGUGAGUUCAACAAGUCAUUAACAAACAAAAUAUUGUCAAGAGAAUCAGGAGGUGAAGAUGGUCUUGCUCACAAGAGCUUACACUCUAGAUCUGGGUUGCAUAGGUUGUAUGCAAAGCAUAUUUGGCCCCUUUCCCAGUGAAAGGGUUAAUCAUAAAUCAUUCUGUGCAAGGUUAUCGUUCCUCCAUCUUGUAAUCUGUGUUAUUUGUAAGAAUUAAUACAUUUAAAAGAUUACUAGGCCCAGUGAGCACACCCCCAGCAGAUGGAGCUUAAAUCGGAAUGCAGAGGAGAGAUUAACCCCUGCGGACAUCUGUCUAAUUGGCAGGUUUUGCAGCUAUCCAUUCAUUUCCAGGUACAAAUCCACCCAGUAAAAUAGACAACGAUAUAGGGUGCACCAAAGGACAAUAUGACGGGGAAAUAAAGCAUUAAAAGGGUAUAAGAAAUACAGGUAUGCUAAGACAGUGGCAGCCGUAAAAUAAUAAAGUCUUAAUAAUAGAGAUAAGAAAAAGUCUCUAGAAGCCUGGGUAGGUUUUUUUCCUUCUUCGGACUUCAUAUUUAUCGGGAUGCUCAGGGUCCACAGGUUUAUAUAAAAGGGAGAAAAAUAAAACUCCAAUAGUGUAAUAAAUCCAAAGUAAAGUGCACAAUUAUAGAAGACUUCCAGAUUUUCUACUCACAUAUCAUAGAGCUUUAAUCAGCUCUCGUGUGAUGCGCAUGCAGUGGUUUUAAUCCCCACUUAUAGGAUAUCAAUGGAAGGUACAGUCAGCAGAUGUCAAAUCCACCGAGUGCUACGCAUGUCCAGCUUCAAGCAGGGGAGGGGUUAAUGAAGUCAGCGUUAAUAGAUCGGACAUUUACCGCGGCAAGGUCCAUAACAUGGCGUAUGCUAUAGGAAACAUUAGAAAGUUGGUACACUAUGAAUUCUAUUAGACCGUCUUUUAAGACAUGUCAAGGGUUAAUGGGCCCGUGAUGAUCUAUUGGCAUGGGAAAGGUUAACAGGAGGAAAAUGCAAUUUAUGGCAUGUGAAGAGUUAAUGAACAUAUAAUAGGUUUAAUGUGUAUAGUGAUAAUAAAUGUGUGUAGAGGGUUAAUAGAUGGAUAUUGUGAUUCUGGAAUGGGAAGGGUUAAUAGAUUGCUGCAGGUUUAUCUGUCUGGAGUGAGACUGUUAAAUGCACUCCACAGAAAGAUACAUUCCGAUAUUGAUAAGUGAAAUGUUUUUGGCAACAGAGAGGUUAAUGGUAAGAUGUGCUUCAGCGCAAGAAAAUUAACCCCUCUCUCUCUCUUUCAUCCCACUACCUCUCCUCCUCAACACUGAUCCUUCCCAUCUCGCUGACUCUCUCUAAUCACUCCCUCUCUUUUUAUAACCUUGUUCUCUGUCUCCCCAAUUUGCUGUCUUUACCCCAUUACUGUCUUUCCCCAUUACUGUUUCCCCAAUUCUGUCUUUCCCCAUUACUGUCUCCCCAAUUCUUUGUCUUUCCCCCAUUACUGUCUCCCCAAAUUCUCUGUCUUUCCCCAUUACUGUCUCCCCAAUUCUGUCUUUCCCCCAUUACUGUCUCCCCAAUUCUUUGUCUUUCCCCCAUUACUGUCUCCCCAAUUCUGUCUUUCCCCCAUUACUGUCUCCCCAAAUUCUCUGUCUUUCCCCAUUACUGUCUCCCCAAAUUCUCUGUCUUUCCCCAUUACUGUCUCCCCAAAUUCUCUGUCUUUCUCCAUUACCGUCUCUCCCCAUUACUCCCUUGAUCCCCCAUUCCCACUCCCCCCCAUGUCUCUUUCUGGGUUUCUGUCCUUAGGCACUGGCUCGCUGCCACUUACACACGCUUUGCUGUUCCAUACUUUAUCUAUGAUGUGUACGCCAUGUACCUGUGCUAUUGGCAUAAACACAAGGUGAAAGACCACGCCAGCGGCUGGCAGCUCACCAGGGCCUAUCUGCGCAAGGAGUUUCUAAUGGUCCUUCAUCACGUCUUCAUGGUGGCCGUCUGCUUCCCUGUGUCUGUGGUAAGCCAGACCCACUAGAUAGCCACAUACACCGACUUACAGUAUGUUUAAUGAGGACAGUCCAUGGAAAGUGGCCAAAUGACAGUGACAUGUUUAAUGCAUUAAAAUGACCCAGGACUCACAGUAAAAACAGUUUCCUGGCCAGAAUCCAGGAUCAGUGUGAUGUAAAUAUUCGGUGAGAUUUCCAUCUCUGCCUCCUCCCUAGGCCAGUCUCAGUCCUGUAUUUUAAUGCGUUGGUUCAUGGUGGAUGCAGUGGGAUUCUAAGUUCUUCUGCAAGAUGCAGAGAGAUUGAAUGAAGCGCCAGGAAUGAAAUUUGUUUCUGUGUUGGGUGAAGGCCAGUACCGGAUUGGAAGCCAACACACGUGCACUUUGUUUUACUCGAUUUAUUAAUCUUGUAUUGCUCUGCAAUCAAUGGCGGAUCCAGGGGGGCAACGGGCAAUUGCCCCCCUGAGAUUCUCCCUAGUGUCCAAGUACACACACUACACACACUGACCCAAACGCUGCCCCACAAACACUAGCCCCAUACACACACUACACACACCCCCACAACACUGCCUAUACCCACAAACACUGCCCCCAUACACACACUACACACACUGACCCACAAACACUGCCCCCAUACACACACUACACACCCUGACCAACAAACACUGCCCCCCAUACACACACUACACACACUGCCCCCCAUACACACACUACACACACUGACCCACAGACACUGCCCCCCAUACGCACACUACACACAUUGCCCUACAAACACUGCCCCCAUACAUACACUACACACACUGCCUACACACACUGCCCCACAAACACUACCCCCAUACACACACUACACACACACUUCCCUACAAACACUGCCCCCCAUAAACACACUACACACACUGCCCUACAAACACUGCCCCCAUACACACACUGACCCACAAACACUGCCCUACAAACACUGCCCCCGUACACACACUACACACACGCCCUACAAACACUGCCCCCAUACACACACUACACACACUGACCCACAAACACUGCCAUACACACACUGUCCCAAACACACACACUGCCACCCUCACAUACACACUGCACCGCUCACACACACACAAACACUGCAGCUCUCUCACACACACACUGCCCCACAAAUACACUGCAACUCUGACAUACACUGCCGCCCUCACGCACUCGCACACACACUUCACCGCUCACACACACACACUGCACCUUUCACACACUUCACCCCUAACACAUACCACUGCUCCUAUGCCCUAUAUCCCAGCAGACCCCAGGUAACACACGGCUCCUAUGCUCCACACUGCUCCUAUGCCCUAUAUCCCAGCAGACCCCAGGUAAGUUGUCAAACUGUUCUUAAACGGUUUGACUACUUACUCUGGGAUGGGAUCUUGGCACUACUGGCACCAUAACUACUACACUGAGCUGUAGUGGUUAUUGUGCCUGGAUUAUUUCCUUAAAUAAUCUACAAGAUUACUCCCGAGAUCAGGCUCUGGAUCCGCCACUGUCUGCAAUGCCACAAUAAUUUCAUCCCUUGUAAGCACGGGGCUGGUAGAGAACAGGUUAAUGGAGCAAUAAAUAGGUGGUUCGAUCUAAUGACAGUUAGAAACAUAGAAUGUGACGGCAGAUAAAAAACAUUCAGCCCAUCUAGUCUGCUCAGUAGACAGUUACCCGGAUACCUGUAUAGAAGACCCAUCACACGAGAUAUUCCCAGACUAGCUAGGUAAAAGCUGGCUAUUAUUUGUGCUAUUCAUUUCUUUAACAAUCUCACUGUUUUUGUUACAUAUCGUACUGGGCACGCCGCGUAGGGCGUGUAUUUCAGUUUAGCCCCUGCAGUGCUACACGCGAUACCUAAGGUGCACCCAAGCUCACAUCUUAUCAUACAGCAUUCAUUUUACAUUCCCAAGUUGGUGUGUGCAUGCUUGGGGCAUCAUGGUGAAUUUCACCCACCCAAGCUGUAAUGUUACCUCCUCCACAGGGAUGGGUGCUUUGGACCAGUUACUGCCUGUCUCCAUAUGUUUCUCUUACCAUCAGAUAGUAGUCCAGCUCUUUGUAACUUUUAGCAGUCAGUUACCUGGUUGCUGUGUUCUGAGACUCGUCCAUGUUCUUAGACUCGUCCGUGCUCUGAGUCCUGUCCAUGCUCUGAGGCUCGUCAGUAUUCUGAGGCCUGUCCGUGUUCUGAGUUUCGUUUGUGUUCUGAGGCCUGUCUGUGUUCUGAGGCCUGUCUGUGUUCUGAGGCCUGUCCGUGUUCUGAGGUUCGUUUGUGUUCUGAGGCCUGUCCGUGUUCUGAGGCCUGUCCGUGUUCUGAGGCUCGUCUGUGUUCUCAAGGCUUGACCAUGUUCUGAGGUUCGUUUGUGUUCUGAGGCCUGUCCGUGUUCUGAGGUUCGUUUGUGUUCUGAGGCCUGUCCGUGUUCUGAGGCUCGUCUGUGUUCUGAGGCCUGUCCGUGUUCUGAGGCUCGUCUGUGUUCUCAAGGCUUGACCAUGUUCUGAGGCUCGUUUUUGUUCUGAGGCCUGUCUGUGUUCUGAGGUUUGUUUUUGCUCUGAGGCCUGUCCGUGUUCUGAGGCUCGUCUGUGUUCUGAGGCUUAUCUGUGUUCUCAAGGCUUGACCAUGUUCUGAGGUUCGUUUUUGUUCUGAGGCCUGUCUGUGUUCUGAGGCAUGUUCGUGUUCUGAGGCCUGUCUGUGUUCUGAGACCUGUCCGUGUUCUGAGGCCUGUUUGUGUUCUGAGGAUCGUCUGUGGUUAACAUCUGGUGAUAAACCCUGUGAUAUUAUGCUGAUAUCCCUCUCUCAACAUGGUGAUCUUUCAUAGUAUUUUACCUACAUCCUAGACAAUUUCUCUUUAGAUAUUUUUUUUCGUAAAAAAGGACAUUUGUCUUCACUAACAUAAGUAUUCUUCAUCCCCUGCAGUAUUUGUCUGUGAUCUUUCAGGUCCUUUUUAUUGUCACUGUAGGGGCUGUGUAUAGAAAGGUCUGUAAUUCCAGUUUAUAGAUUUCAUAGUCCGCAUGCUAUCCUCAGGAAUGUGGAGUAAAACAUUAGAACGUGUGCUUCUGUCCAGGCACUCCUAUCAAACAACUAACAAAGUUGAUCAGAGCCGCCAUCUUGAUUUUUUCAUUUUAAUCGGAUUCCAGCUGAGUUAACUGGGCUGUUAUCACAGCUGGGAAUAAGCUAGCUAUUCUUUAUCGACAUAAUACUGUUUUCUGAGGAGGUUGUUUUAGUAUAGAUUCCAGGCGCUUUAAUUGACAUUACGAACAAUCAUUUCUACAAAGACUGAGAGUUACAGCAUUAUAGGGGGACAUUAAGGACUCGUUUUGAUUUAAGUAUAAAUGAACAAUUAUUCAUGUUGUGCAUUAUAUAUUAAGCUGUGUAUUUGUAACAAAUAUCAUUUUAUAUUAGUAAAUCAAAACUCUGACAACUGCCUCCAUGAAAGGCACAGACAGGGCUUUUUAUGCAAAUUAACAUAGUGUUCCCAUCAUCCUCUUGCACAAAUAUUGGGAUAAUAAGUUUGGGGAAGACGAAUUAACUUGUAUGACAUUUCCCCAGCAGUAAGUUCUCGGUAGGCAGAUGUGAUGUCAGAGUUUGGUUUUAUUAUUCGAAUGAAUGAAGGUGAGUGAAUGUGUUUUCACUUUUCAUUUCUCUUGCAGCUCUGGAGAGAAGGGAAGGGAGAUUUCUUUUUGGGCUGCAUGCUGAUGGCCGAGGUCAGCACACCUUUCGUCUGUCUGGGCAAGGUCCUCAUCCAGGUGAGAUUAACUUCUCUUCAAUGUCUUAGUCUGAAAACAUCACAAAUAGCAGGAAAAUGUGGCCCAGUUCCUGUUUUGCCAUUAAUCUGUCUGACCAUACGGGGGUUCACAUAUUUAGACUAUUUAUCAGUAACGCCUCUCUGGGUAAAAAACCUGUGUCCCCUUGGAAGAGGGGGCUUUAUUGUGUUUGUGUUUUUAAAAAACAGGGUUAACUGAACUGGGGAAAAUAAUUACAGAAUUGAGGUCACCAUAGCUAUAGCAGCGAGAUUUUACCAAAUUCAGUGUUGUUUAUUAAAACAUGAUUAUAUAUCUGAAAAAUUCUUCAACUUCACUAACAUUUUGGCUGGAAAUUUCAGUUCAGUAAUGGUGUUUUCUGAGUUCAUUGAAUGCACUUUAACCAGAUAGAGAACGUGUGAAAUCUCCCUUUAUAAACAUGCGGCCCCUGCACCUUACGCCCCUCUCCUGGUAUUGGAUUUAGCCCAGGGAUCAGGGGGUACCUCCUGGGGGAGUUAAUAGGUUGGGGGUACAGAAACUUUUCCUUAUGUCUCUCUCAUUGAUUUCUCUGUCUCACCCAAUCCAACACUCUAUCCCUCCACAAAUCUGCCUUGUUCUCCUUGAACUCAUUCCUCAUCACCAACCAAAUCUAUCCCUUACUCCAUGUCACCCUCCUAAUGUACCCCUCACUCUUACUAACCCUUCCAAUCUACAACUGGUUCCUGUGUCAAUCAUAUCUACACCUCACACUCCAACUGACUGUCCUGCUCCCAAUCGCUUCCUUUAUUCUGUGAACCUAAAACUGUGUAAACAUGGACCUCACACACUGUCUCGAACUGCACCCCCGAUAUUCCUCAUUUCACCCUAUUCUAAUAUUGCUUGUCGCUGCCCCUGUCCUGUUUUAUCAUUCAUUUCUCCCCAUUCCUCUCUCUGUCCCCCAUAUUUUAUGUCCCCUGAACCUGUACACCUCUCUCCCAAACACAUGGAUUUCCUGCGUUUUAAUGAUACUCCAACCCUUAUCCUCUUGCUGUUCCUCUGCAUGUCAUUCUUCCCUGCUCCCCCUCUGUGUCCUGUCUUUUUUGCUAAACCUUACCUCCACCCUCUUCUACAGUACAAGAAGCAGCACACCCUACUGCACCGUGUUAAUGGCGUGCUGAUGCUGGUGACAUUUUUCUGCUGCCGACUCCUGCUCUUCCCCUACAUGUACUGGGUGUACGGGCAGCGAGUGGGCCUCCCUCUGUACAAAGUUCCCUUCAGCCUCUCCCCAGAGUAUAACAUUGGAGCUGCUAUCCUCAUGGCGCCUCAGGUCUACUGGUUUUACCUAAUCUGCCAAAGAGCUUACACUCUAUUCCGGCAGUCUAUACUUUGCCAGCGGCCCAAGAACGGACAUCCAGCUUCGGAAAUCUCAGCCAAAGAUCAGGACUGCUCGCAGUGACAUUGGCCCUUUUCACUUUCAUUCUACUUACCCUCACCCUGCAGGAUCCAGUGACCCCUCCACCCGAAAGAGACCCCACAGGGCCAGGGGAGCAUUAAAAGACUGUGUCUUUCACUGGAGGCAAUAAGGCACCUUGUGAUGCUCUGCUUAAAUGGAAAGUAUUGUAAUUAUGUUGGAGAGAGAGGGGUAGGGAUGCAGUAUCCAACGCCUGUAGCUUUGGAGGGGUAUAAUGAAAUGAAUGCCUUGCCCAAAGAAUGCCAGUAUUAACUCACCCUGCAGAACACCACAUAACCACAGGGUGUCAUCAGUGUAUACCCCAUGCAGUAAAUAUAGUGACCACAUGGUGUCAUCAUUCUCACACAUCCCUGAAGAGUAUAACCCAGCAGUACAUAAUGCUAGAUUAGAAUAUGACAUAAUCCGAGGCGUUACUAUGUCCUCAGAUCCCCCAGGUAGUCUCUGUUUACUAUUUGGCACACAGCGUUAGAUUCUGCACACACACACACACACACACACACACACACAGUGACUGCAGAGUGAUAGUGUAGGUUACAAAAGCAUACAGCUUGCAAUGCCCACAAGUAACCUCUAGGAGUCACUGUUCCUCUAUUGAUAUUUAACACAUGGUCAUUACUGACUGAGGACAACCACACAUCCCAGACAGGUCAGCAGCCACAGUGCUUACCUGCAGCAAAGGAUUCUGGGAAGGAGAGGCUCGUAAUGAACCCCCUUUUUACCCACAUACUUUACCCUGUGUGCCCUGUUGAAAACAGCUGAUCAGACAGCCUGGGUGAGAGGGCGCAGCUCAGAGAGUCCUCUUAUUAACUAGACACAAGAAUGUCACCCACAUGGUAUUAUUUACAGUAUCAGUACAACAGCGCCAUCCAGUGAGAGAGCGAACACCAUCGGCAUACUCCCAUCCAUUCACACACACGCACUCAUUCAGAUACACUCACAUACAUUCACACACACAUACACAUACUCAAAUACAGUCACACACACUCACACAUACUCCAAUCCAUUCACACGCACACACGCACACACAUUCACAUACUCACAUGCAUACAUACACUCACAUACAUUCACACACAUACACAUACUCCCAUCCAUUCACACACACACACACACUCAUUCACAUACUCACACGCAUACAUACGUACACUCACAUACAUUCACACACAUACUCCCAUCCAUUCACACACACACAUACUCAUUCACAUACUCACACGCAUACAUACGUACACUCACAUACAUUCACACACACUCACACAUGCUCACAUACACAUACUCCCAUCCAUUCAAACACACAUUCACACAUAUUCCCCCCUCUCACAUACAUUAACAAACACACACACAUACCACACUCACAUACUCAAUUAUAUUCACACACACACAUACCCCCAUACACACAACCUUCUUCCAGUUUAUGUGGCUCAUACCCAACAAAUGCACAAUAAAUUAUAUUUGGGGUACUCUGUAAAAUCACAAUCCUACCCAGUCUCUGCUCUCUACCUCCCCCUUUGCUGUGUGGGUGAGGGGUAAAUGUCCUCUUUGCGUGGGAGGGUUUUGGGCAGCCGCAUGUUAGGGGUACGUUUAAUUGCCCAAUCAUCUAAUCUAAGGGAAUGGCUGAAUAAAAAAUAUAAUAAUUGCUGAGAGCUGUACAGUAAAGGGUUAAGCAUGGCCAGAUCCUAGCCAAUCAGUCAGCAAGGCUGUGUUUGCCGUUAUCAGACCCCAUAGUGCUUUGUAAAAAACAAGCGCUAGCUACGCGCAUUUUUACCCCUUCUGUUAAGUCCUUUUCUUUGUUUUUACCCUCUUUAUUUGUCCGUUACAUAAUGGGAGAGUACGCAAUCAUGACAGAUAUACCUCUAUUGUGUGAUUAACCCAUAGAGCGCCAGAGGGCUUUGCUAUGCACAAGUUCAUUCCUCUGGAUGGUAUACUGCUUGGGUUAAUCAGCAGGCAGCAGUCCAGCUGUCGUUAAACUGCAACUCCCAUGGCUGAGUGUCCUGAGGGUUGCAGUAUGUGUUGUCUAGCUCUGCUUUACAGAGUGCAACCAGACACAGAAACACAGAAUACAGUGAUGGCUAAGCUUGGCAGUUUCACGUUUGUGGACUUUAAUUCCCAUGAUGCUUCUGGCUUUGCACAAUGGGAAGCGUAGUCUGCAAACAUCUUGGCUGUCAAGCUCAGCCACUAAUGACAUAAAAUGCUUGAAAGAGGUCUGGGAAAGGUCGUAAAACUUCCACAGAGCCCUUCCAUGACAUGAAGAGAUUUCAGCAUCAAUAGCGCCCCUGCUUUACAAAUAAUAAAUGUGGUUUUUAUUUUUUUAAUAAGUUGCUGCUAUUCCAGGGUUUGUCAAAGGUUAAUUAUUAAGCUUAAUAUUUAUUUUCUAUCCCUUGCACAUUUUUCCCUUUGAGACCAGUCAGUCCCCUCCCCCAGCGCCAUCCGUUUUUAUUAAUUUAUUUUUAUUUAUGCUUUACACACUUUGUUUUUUAAAUGAAUGUAAAUAUGUUUCAGCGAAGCGAUAUGUUAGCAAAUGUCCUGCGAUUUAUAAUACUUGUAAAAAGGUAUUAAAAGAUUAAAUGCAAUUUAAAC